This is a messenger RNA of Penicillium pulvis, 2850 nucleotides long. RefSeq lists its product as uncharacterized. The transcript is spliced from 6 exons. Gene Ontology annotation, biological process: GPI anchor biosynthetic process; fungal-type cell wall organization. The coding region runs from base 1 to 2850 and encodes 949 amino acids. Gene Ontology annotation, cellular component: endoplasmic reticulum. The record is from RefSeq and is a predicted model, not a curated record. Lineage: Eukaryota; Fungi; Ascomycota; Eurotiomycetes; Eurotiales; Aspergillaceae.
AUGGCUCCCAGAUUUAAGGAUGGAGAUGCCGUGGUUGCUAUCAACGGCAAAUGGGUUGCAUGGACUCACACGCUCUUCGCGUACGCUGCCUUCUUCAGCGCGCUGAUAGUCGGUGUGGCUCUCCAUUAUCACAAGAUUGUGCAAAAUGAACACUACGGUUACCCCGAUGAAUGGUUUCCCUCCGUGUCUGCGACAAUUGGCGACCGAUACCCCGAGCGUUCAUUCUUCCAGGUCUUCAUCGCAAUCACCUCCGGUCCUCGCUUCCUUCUCGUUUUCCUGUGGUACAUCAUCACCGCGCGUCCCAAUUCGACUCUCCCGAAGGUCGUGGCCGGUGUGGGUGUCUUCCGAACCUUGACUUGCGGUGGCUGGACCUAUGUCACAUCCACCGAUGACCAUGACUGGCACGAUAUUUUUAUGAUCUCUUACCUGGUGGCGACUCUGCCAUGGACUCUGGGCUGCCUUGCCUUGAGCCCCAACAACCGCCGUGCUGUGAAGUACCGCAAGAUUAUGGCCAGUCUGUUCUUUGGAACUCUGGUGCCAUUGAUCUACUACUUCAUUCAACACAAGGUCCACAAGGUUCCCGGUGCAUACACUCGGUACGCCUUCUUUGAGUGGUCCCUGAUCUUGUUCGAUGUUGGUUUCGAUGCCAUUACGGUGCUUGAUUUCGAAGGCCUGGAAUUGGUGGUGCGCGAUGUGAAGGGAAUCAGCAGAGGGCAGUUGAAGACGACUGCGGACUCUGUCCUUGAAAAAGGGAAGGGCAAGCCCGUGAGCAACACCUUCGGUGAGGGCUUCUUCUGGACUGAAAUCCUGGAUGCCGCUGCCGAUGUUUACAACGGCUUUGUCUUCUGGACGAUCGUGACUGGUCUUCCCGUCCUUGUGUGGUACUUCCCUCUGUGGCACAUGGGAAUCUCGGGCUAUGAGGUUGCCAUUGUUGCUUGCAUUUCCCCUCUGUUCUUCGCCAUUCCCUCCUUGAGAUCUGCUGCCACCAAGAACUUGCGGCUGCUUCAUCUCAUGUCUCUUACGGCUCUCAUGGCCUAUAAAUUCCAUGACCCUGCCAACCGUCUGUUCAUUACUGCCUUUGCACUGUCGACCACCUGUGCCGCAUGGGUUGCGAGCUUCUUCGCCGAGCGCGGAAAUACCGCUCGCCUUGAGGCCCGCAUCAUGGCCUGGGGUGUUGGCCUGAUAAUGUCAGUUGUUGCCAAGUUUGCCUGCACGACCAACAACCCACUUUGGCCCGUCAUGCACGGCGAGAACGGCGGCUGGAACAAGAUUGGCCUUUUCAUCGCCAUUUUUGCUGUCUUGCGCUCCCAGAGGGGCUCCAUUACUAGCGGUAGCGAUUAUCUGCCCGCUGGCGGUAAGAAGGGCUCAUCACUCUUGGCUGGUGUUGGUUUCGGAGGUCUCAUGUUCGCCAUUGUCUCUCUCCUUACCGACUCCAGCACUAUGAUUUCAUGGGUUUGGGAUGGAUAUCCCGUACGGGGACCUAUUGCUGUGCCUCAUGGUUCUGUGACGAUCUUUGCCAUGGGCGCAGGUCUUGUGUAUGGUAUCUUCCGUCCCGCUGUGGCAGGCAGUUGGACCGCCUACGGCAUUGGCUCUGUCGGUGCUGCUCUUUUGACCUACUACCACCACUGGACCGGAUACUACGGUGCUCUUGCGCUUGCAUUCUACAUCAUGGCUGUCUCCCCUGUCCUGAUCAAGUCUGCCGUUCGCCACUCCCCGGCAGGCACCUUUGGCAUUGGUUUCGUUCUCUACAUCUUCCUUUUGCUUUUCCACGUCUGGGUUGUUGCCUAUGCCUUCGUCCCUGGUGGCCCGCUCGUCCGUGAACAUACUGACUGGGUCAUGCUUACGACCAUGCUUGCCAUUGGUGCCGGAGUAUUCUCCGCGGCCACUUCCAACUCUGGUCCCUCUCGCAAAAAGCCCGUCAGCCCCAACAGCAAGAGACAGCGCUCUUACUACGUUUAUGUGCUCGCUGCGUUGCAACUCCUCUCAGUUUCUGUGGCGUACCUGCGCUUCCCCACCAACGAUUAUAAGCCCCAUCAUCCCGAGGAGAAGAUCGUGACUGCUGGUAUCUGGACAGUCCAUUUCGGUCUGGACAACGACAUGUGGGCGUCUGAGCGUCGCAUGCGUGAUGUUAUCGGUGAGCUUGAGCUUGAUGUCAUUGGUUUCCUCGAGUCGGACAACCAGCGCAUCAUCAUGGGUAACAAGGACGUCACCCAGUACAUUGCUGAGGAUCUUGGCUACUACACCGAUUUCGGCCCCGGUCCUAAUAAGCACACCUGGGGCUCUGCUCUGCUCUCCAAGUUCCCCAUUGUCAACUCCACUCACCACCUUCUCCCCUCGCCUGUUGGUGAGCUGGCUCCCGCCAUCCAUGCCACUCUUGACAUGUACGGCGAGAUGGUAGACAUUGUUGUCUUCCACUCCGGCCAGGAGGAGGAUCCCGAGGAUCGCCGCCUUCAAAGCCAAUAUCUUUCUAAGCUGAUGGGCUCAUCCCCCCGCCCGCUGAUUCUGUUGAGUUACCUGGUCACUAAGCCCCUCGAGGGUAACUACAACACCUAUGUCAGCGACGUGAGCCAAAUGAAAGAUAUCGAUCCCACCGAUUGGGACCGAUGGUGCGAGUAUGUGCUCUACAAGAAGAUCCACCGUACAGGCUACGCCAGAGUUAGCCGUGACACCAUUACCGACACUGAGAUCCAGGUUGGCAAGUUCGUGGUUGGUGAACCUGUGCCAGAAAACGAGGUGCGCAUCCCUGAGGAAUUGGUCCCUGUUGGCCGCCGAUUCCCUGCUCUGUUCCGCGGUGAGGGCGUGCGUGGCCAUCGCUACCAUGUCUUCGAUGAGCCCCGUUACUGGCAAUAA